AUGGUACCCAGGAAAUUAAAGAUGCAUUUAACUCUGAAACAUAAUCAUCUUGCUAACAAGCCUCGGUCCUACUUUGAAGGACAUUUAAGUGACCAAAAACAACAGAGUGCGAUGCUUUCUAAGAAAGUCAAAGUUUCUGAUAAAGCACAAGAGGCCAAUUACUUAGUUGCAGAGUUAGUUGUUAAAAGCAUGAAACCUCAUACAAUAGCAGAGACUCUGAUUCUCCCUGCAUGUAUUGCCAUAGUUUUAAAAACAAUGUUUGGAAGUGAAGCAGAAAAAGAAGUGAGGAAAAUUCCCGUUUCGGAUAGUACCAUUAGCAGACGGAUUCAUGAUACGUCAGCAGACAUAGAGGAAAGUGAAAUGUUUGCACUUCAGGUAGAUGAGUCCACAGACAUUGGAGGUAUGGCUCAAUUACUGGUAUUCGUGAACCAGUUCUUUUGUUGUAAAGAACUUAAGGAAACUACAACAGGCAAUUAUAUUUUCUCUACAUUAAGUGAGUACUUAAAAUCAGUUGGUUUGUCCUGGCAAUCGUGUGUGAGGAUUUGUACAGGUGGGCCACCUGCCAUGAUUGGCUCAAUUAAAGGAUUUUUGAAGAAAGAAAACAGCAGUGUGAUAACAACGCAUUGCUUUCUUCGUGACGCGCUGGUUGCAAAGACAAUUAGCAAUGAUUUAAAAUCUGUACUGGAAAUAGUUGUAAAAUUGGUGAACUUUAUAAAAAGUCGACCGCUGAAGUCUCGUCUGUUUGCUAAGCUAUGUGAAGUGCCUGAGGCAAAACAUUUGAAUCUUCUACAUACGGAAGUAAGAUGGCUGUCCAGAGGAAAAGUAUUGUCACGAGUAUGCGAACUGAAGGAAGAGAUGCUUACUUUUUUCACUUUUGAACAACAAGAGGAAUUCCAAGAUUUACUGGCAGAUGACACUUUGUGUGCAAAAUUCUUACUUAGCUGA
Macrobrachium nipponense is the source of this 945-nucleotide messenger RNA. Its product is annotated as zinc finger BED domain-containing protein 5-like. The coding region runs from base 1 to 945 and encodes 314 amino acids. The transcript has a single exon. The record is from RefSeq and is a predicted model, not a curated record. Lineage: Eukaryota; Metazoa; Arthropoda; Malacostraca; Decapoda; Palaemonidae.